Acipenser ruthenus (sterlet) is the source of this 1190-nucleotide messenger RNA. RefSeq names its product lecithin retinol acyltransferase-like. Gene Ontology annotation, biological process: retinol metabolic process. The record is from RefSeq and is a predicted model, not a curated record. Gene Ontology annotation, molecular function: phosphatidylcholine-retinol O-acyltransferase activity. The transcript has 2 exons. NCBI's taxonomy places the organism in Eukaryota, Metazoa, Chordata, Actinopteri, Acipenseriformes, Acipenseridae. Bases 22 to 717 code for a protein of 231 amino acids.
CAUUAAAUACUAUAGUAAAAUAUGCAACAACAACCAAACAUGCUUGACUCGUUAACGUUUCUCUUUGAGAAGGUGUUCCUUUUCACCAACUUCAAUUUGUUUUCUACUAUCUCCACAGACGGAGAUAAAAAUGCAAACUACUUUGACUGGUCCUCCUUUAAGAGAGGCGAUUUGUUAGAAGUGCCGCGUACUCUCUUCAUUCACUUUGGCAUUUAUCUCGGAGACAAUAAAGUUGCCCACUUGAUGCCAGACAUCCUGCCAGCGCUUACCAACGACAAGCGUCAGAUUCAGAAAGUUGUGACGAACAAGAGACUUCUUCUGGGCGUACUUUCCAAAAUUGCUAGUAUACGAAUUGACACUGUGGAAGAUUUUGCAUAUGGGUCCAGCAUUAUUGUGAACCACAUGGACAACAUCCUCAAUAAACAGCAACUCCCUAACGAAGAGACAGCAAGAAGAGCCGAGAAACUUGUUGGAGCCACGCCUUAUAGUCUGCUUUGGAAUAACUGUGAACAUUUUGUCACAUACUGCAGAUAUGGACAACCUGUGAGUUUGCAAACAGACAAGUUCUGCGAUGUUCUGAAAAUGAUCAUCCGAGAUCAGAGAGGUGUUAUGCUGAUGGCUAUUUUGGGAAUAAUAUCUAUCCUUUAUCUUGGCCUGGCUCCUUCCACCACGCUGACCACCGUUCUCAUCCUAUUCACCCUAUGGAUGGCCAGUUAACUUCUGCAAAAGACAAAACAAUAACAUAGUAGUUAUUGCUUAAUAUAAAGGAAGGGGAGUAUGUUUUUAUCUUGCUGUGUAAGCCAAUAUAAUGCACCUGCCAAGAUGAAUGGUUUAUAGUUCAUAUAAAAUGUACUACAGGUAUGUUAAUGUGUAUUUGUAUAUACAUAUAUAUAUAUUGUAUGCAGAAAUUGAUUAACUGCCCCCCCCCCCAAGUUUAACCCUGGUCUGUACAGUCAGUUUGUAAAAUAAAAGUUCUUCAUUGAACAUGUCAAAGCACUUUUAUUUUUAAAUGUAUGUGCUGUAAUACCUGAAAGUGUAUGUGCUUAGUAUACAUGCUGUAUUGUAGGUUAAACUGCUCUUGAACAAAAGGUGACAAGCAUUUAUCUAGUUUUUCAAUGCAUGUGUGUGAGAUGUACAUAAUAGUGAGCUUGACAGAGGUUAGUGAGACACUCCUCUUUCACCAAACAGUA